Messenger RNA from Physella acuta, 7077 nucleotides. RefSeq lists its product as uncharacterized. Gene Ontology annotation, biological process: detection of mechanical stimulus. The record is from RefSeq and is a predicted model, not a curated record. Gene Ontology annotation, molecular function: protein binding; calcium channel activity. Lineage: Eukaryota; Metazoa; Mollusca; Gastropoda; Physidae. Gene Ontology annotation, cellular component: membrane.
AUGACACUUCAGUUGUCUGCAGCACAGAUGAACGAAUCAAUGUUCCUACUCGGGGCUCAGAAGACCAAGGGUUUUGUUGGGGAAAAGUUCCAGUUCUUCAUUCGCUACAGGCCUGCAAGCGUCAUAGACAAGAGGCUCGACAACUUCCACGUCCAUUUGUUCUCGCAGACCAGAUCGAAGGUCCUCCACCAUUGUCUGAGUACUGCUGACGAUGAACAAACUUAUCCGGCCAGGUUUCUUGGAGGUGGUUCAACCUACAUCAAAGCUCCUCCUUCAUUCACACAUGUUCGUAUUUUUGAAUAUUUAAUCCUGGAGGACGGCGUGCAUGAAGUGUCGGCUAGGGUGACCAGAGGUGGUCUACACAACCCCCAGGUGGACGUCUACACAAAGAAUUACACUGAUAUUCAAACUGUUACUGUUGAUGUGAGCUAUCCUAAAUCAGCAGUUAAAGAUGACUGCGUACUUGCCAAAGCUUUUACAAUCAACGGUGAAGAGAUCUAUGAUGACAUGACGACACCAGUUUUAAAAGUGGCCGUUAGGGAAUGGAUCACAAUCGCAAUCAAAUCCUACAAAAACUGUUCAGGCGACUUGGCGGUGGACCAUUUUUGGUCACUAGAACGUAUAUUCCAAGAUUCCCCAGGAUGGGAUGGCUAUCCCACACAGUGUUACCACCACAGCCGUAUAGGACAGGGCUUCCUGGAAAACGAACCGAGAGAUGUCAGCCAGCUCAUCAGAGUAAUUGUAAACCCGAAGGAAGAAACUUUUACCUGGCCGGUGCGUGAUCUAAAUCUUGAUGCCAGCAAAAGUUUUUAUAUUUAUGAAUUACCAGAAGCAGGAUAUAAGGGGAAAGAAACUUUAAAAUUUCUUUGGAACUGUAACAAAAGUGAAAAAAUGUGUGAGGGACUUAUCCAGAAGCAGACAGCUGAAAAUCAACAUCAAUACACAAAUGAAAGUGACAGUUUUAUCAGCACAUCUGAAUCAGACUGGCAGCUUACUAUUGAACAAAAUCUUAUCAUAAAUAAUGAAAAGCUGAGUCUUAAAUUAACCUUUUCUGCCUGGGAUACAUACUCCAACCAGUUCUUCAACAAAACUCUCAAUAAAGUUAUAACAUUUAUUGAACAUGCUGCAUUAACUACAGUGCCAAAUAUCAAUAUCAGAUGUUUAAUAAACUGCUGGUACACUGUAGACAAAGACUCACCUAUGUUACUGGGCUUUGGCUGCCAUGACUGUGAAGAGUUUACUGCUAAUACGAUCACUGUCCAGUGGAAACUGGUGUCAAAAGAUAGGACAGUUUUGAAAGGGAAUACAUUGUACCAACAUAUUGAAAAAAUUGACCUCGCUGGGAUUUCAGAAUUUGUUGUGGAGUUGAAAUUUACUUAUACUGUAUCUGAACAUGAAAAAAUAGAAUCAGUGUCAACUUGUAGAUAUUUUAUACCUCUCAUAAUCCAUCUGGAAGCUAUUAAUGAAACUUAUGUGUUAACAGAGAAAGCCCCCACUAGACCAAAAGUAAAAUUUGCUACAUAUGACUUGAACAUCUUGCAUUAUUCUCUCAAAAGCAGUAUUCUUGCUUAUCCUAUCAUUCAUGUAUUGAGUUUUGUGACUAGUUGUGAUUAUGGAUGGCGUUAUGAUGUGUCAGGGUCUGGUUGUAUCCGCUUCUACACUGGAUCUACUAGCUGGGAAGACGCCCGCAAGCGAUGUGGUCAAGAUAAAAAAGGGGGUGAUCUAGUAGAGAUUUCUUCUUAUGAGUCUAGUGAAUUCAUCAAAGGAAUCCUGCCAAGAGCAUACAAGUACUAUAUGUGGAUAGGUCUUUAUAGAGAACUUGGCAGAUUCAUUUGGGUACAAAGUGACUCACAGACCACUUAUUAUAAUUGGGACCAAGAUGAGCCCAGUGGCGCAGGAAAUGCUGUGAAAAUAGACACUGCGACUGGGUUGUGGUCCAUGGCUUAUGAAAAUGAUAACCUCCCCUUUGUUUGCAAAUACAGUCUAAGUGGUGAAGAUUAUUUUUUCCAUAGAACAAUAUCUGCAGCCUCAGAUUUUUACAUCAGAUACCCUGGGAACACGUUUAAACUGGCCAUCACAACAACAGUGAAUGUGGGGUCACACCUUGGUACAGCACUGACUACUAUACCGGUUUCUAUAGACAGUAACAAGCAAGAUUUGUCAGAAUCCACUGCUAAUCUCCUUUUAGAAAUUCAACAAGCCAUGACAUACCUUGGACCAUUGUCUGAAUUAUUGAUUUUCAAGUCAAAAUCUAAAGUUGAUACUGAAUCUAUACUCACUAAACUACUAGAGCUGCUGAACAGAGACAAAAAUAACCCAAUAAAUCUUAGUAACAACAAUCUUAUCCAGGCUGUUUUAAAAGAUGUACUGGGUCAAAUGGAGACGACAUUACCACAAAUGCUUUUGAUAAUGAAAAUAACUAGUAGAAUAAUUAACCUUCAUAAAGAAUAUCCGUAUGACCUGAAAAAUGAUGAUACAAUAUUUAAGUAUAAUUUUGAAAUUAUAGAAAUGAUCGUGGAAAAUAUUGUCUUCCUAAAGCAAACAAAGAAAUUGUCAGAAGGUGACUAUCAGGCGUAUCUAUUGAGUCAACUCUUCAUUGACACAGUUAUAAAACUUUUAAGGGAGGUGACUGAAAGGAUGCCUGAGAGAUAUCCAUUUAUCCAGGACUUGAGACUUAACACCAGCUUAAUAUCCACCUUCUGGGUGGACGCAUCGUUGUACAAGGAAAUGACCAUUGAUUUCUCUUUUGUCUCCGUUCUCAUUUCAAUGAAGCAGCUGCAUGAAGCUUUCAAUCCAUUUUCCAUGGACACAUUUUUAAAUAUUGGAGUGUAUGCAUCAAAAAUGUCUCCAUUUAAAAGCCAGUUUGCUGGCCUGCAGAUGAACUUACCUAUCCUUAUGCUAGUAGUUGACCAGAAGGAACCUUUGCAGUACACUCUAAAGGAAAAUAUGCCUGAAACUUAUGACAUCAGAUUUGAUCUGAAUAUGGAAGCUAUUGUAUGGCAAAAUCGAGCAGCUAUUUUGAAGGUUUAUGAAAAGCCGGACCUAACUAAGGAGAGUGAUUGUUUUUUAUUUCAAGUUGAUAUAUCCAGUGAUUUCUCCAGUUUUCUGUACAUAACCACCCCACCCAACAUAAGUGUAGAAGUGACAAGUGCUCUCUAUAAGUUUACCAGUGAAUCGCUGGCUAUCAUGUCUCAUCCAGUCCAGCUUUUACCUAGAUCCUCUGUAUUGAACCACUCAGGGAUAAUUCAAUCUAGCAAUAUGGUUUACCUCCCAAAGCUUACCCUGAAACAGCACUACUCUAUGUCAGGAGGGAAGUAUUACAUUUUGCUCAAGUUGAAGGUGGAGGAAAGCUAUAACUCAACAAAGCAAAAGAAAAAAAAGCCAGGGGUCGUUAAUGAGCUAGGCAGGGAAAAUAUUACAAUCCAAUGCUUCCGUUUAUCUUGUGUGGAUUGGAACUUCAAUGAGCGCUCGUGGGCUGCACAAAACUGUCGUCCUACAGCUUACAGUGCUGGCCAGCCUCCUAUUGCUAAUUGUAUUUGUGAUGGAGGACUUCUCUUCACUGCUGGCUUUGCUCCUUGUAAGCUCACAUUUAGGUUGCCUUGGGCAAAUUAUGAAAUAGUUGAUUUUUCAAGUGAAAACUUGGACACAAUGCAGCUUCUGUCUUCAUCAUUUCUCAUUGCAUUGUGGGUUGUUUUCGCAGCAUUCCUUAUAGUGGCUAGAAGAAAGGAUCAACAGGAAAAACCAUUUGAAAAAAGUUUCAUUCUACCAGAGCUAUACACACCCACUGGGAAAGAUCAAUAUUUAAUCUGUGUAGCCACAGGCUGGAUGAGGGGAUCUAGUACUGCUUCAACUGUCUCUUUAACAUUGGUGGGGUCUGAGAAUGUUAGCACUGUGUAUAGGUUGUCUGCCUUUGAUCAGCUCUUUAAGACUGGCUCGGAGCUAUGGUUUUUAAUAAGCAGCAAAAGAUCUUUGGGAAGCCUUCAGAAUGUGAUAUUGUCUCUAGACUGUGUUGAUGAAUACGAUGCUUGGUAUGUCAACCAUGUUUUUCUGAGAAAUCUGGCCACCAAACAAGACAGCUAUUGUAUCUGUGAAGCUUGGAUACCUGACCCUCAGACCCAUCACAACUACAUAGUGAAACCUGUCACUUCCUCAUCCGGGUCAAAAGCUCGCUUGAUUAUUUUUAACUUCAUUCGUCUGUUGAGAAAUCUUCAUUUGGCUCUUGGGAUGUUUUACAAUGUACAAGGAAGUGCCUACUCCAAGUCCCUGCAUGUCCUGUGCUGCCUAUGUGCGACCCUAAUGACCAUGUGCAUCUGCCUGUUGAACCUAGGCUCCACCCAGAAGUUUCUUAAAGGAGAUGCAAAGCAUAUGGUCAAAGACCAAUACGAAGCCCACUUUAUCAAGACAACACUGUUUUCUUCACUUCCAACUUUUUUCAUCAGUGUCUACUUAAAAUACAUCUGUGAGUACACAUUUCAAGGUAUGAGAGUUGAGUUUCCAAAAGUUAGAAUAACUCCCCCCCCAAAGGUUGCGCUAACCUCGGCCCAGAGUAUUGCCACCCAUGUAACCACCAGCUCUGAAGUCGACACCCAGAAGUAUAUUCCUAAACUUUCCAGGCACUCCAACUCCAUCUGGGAAGAUUCUCAGAUAUUUAGUGACUCUAAGACUUCUGAUAUGAGGGACACUACUAUAGACACUACUGAAAUUACCUCAAAGGAUACAUUAGACUUUGCACCAAAUCCUACAGUACUAGAGGACCUCAUGUCCAGUCUUAGCAUGAGCAGUGGUGGGACAUCAGUAGACAAUCUAGUAAACAAGUCAUCCUUCAACUUCAACAUCAACCGCAACAACAAUCUCAACAACAACUCCGCGGGACAGUUGAACACUCCACUCCAGAGACUAAGUUCAAGAGCAAGGUGGCCAUGGCUGUUUGCAGUCAGCUGCAUGCUGUAUAUUCAAAGUAUUGUAAUCAUGACGUAUAUUUUAGCAGUAGUUGGGUUUCAGUACCAGGAUGUCAAAUAUUUUCUACUGGUGUUCCUGUCAGCCUUCACAGUGGUUUUGUUUUUCUUGCACCCUAUAUUUAUCCUCGUGUCUGCCGUCUUUGUGACAGAGAGGUAUGAGCUCUUGAAGGGUGAGGGAGACUGUCGCAUGCAAGCAAUCAACUCUGCGCUGGAGACACAUGUGAAGUUGGUGGAUGCUGGUCUGGUGGAAACACACCAUAAUGUGGGCAAUGAAUGCCUGGUCAUCUCACAAUCCUGGCACAAUUUUUCUAACAUUAUGUGCAGACUGAUGUCAAAAUCAGCUCAGUUUCAUAAGGCAGGCAGCAGUCAGAGGGAGACAGAGAAGAAGAGCUCUGGCAAUGAAACAGCCUGGAUGGUUUGUUUCAUCCUGGUGGUCCUCAUCAUAGUCAACGUCCAGAGUGGCAACGUCAGGAACCGCUAUCUGCAGAGUAAAUUCAUGCGAACCAUGCUCAAAGUGGGCCGGAUAGAGCAAGAGUUAAAACAGGGCAUUACUGUAAAUGAGUUUUGGAAACACCUACGGGAGCAAUUUUUCUUGAAACCACACUGGUAUCUGUCUGACAUUAACACGACCUCAACACUCAAAGCUGUGUCAAAUAUCAAACUACGCCAGAUACGGGUCAGAGAUGAUACAGGCAAAUGUGAAUCCAACCUUCCAAUAAAGUUAAGAUGCCACCCAGAUAUAGAAGAGGUCGCAGCUGAGAAUAGAGAUUUCGUAUUAUCCUGGGAUAAAGUAACAACACGUAAAGUUGGACAGAGGCCGUUUGUUUACCAGACGGGGGAUGCAUUUCAAUCCAAAUAUCAUACCUACACAGGUGGAAGCUAUGACGCCCAGUUUUCUUUGAGGGAUGAGACCCCAGGUGUGAUAGACUACUUAAAAAGCAGGAACUGGGUGGAUGAGAAGACUAGAAUUGUUUCUGUAGACUUCGCCAUUUUUAAUGCGGACACCAAACUUUUAACCUCUGUGGUGCAUUUCUAUGAAUUUAAUGCUAUCGGAGUAUUCCAGGACACCCAGCAAGUCUAUUCCUUCCCUCUAUUUUUUGAACCAGUGGGCACCUUCUUUUUACAAUUUUGUGGAUUCAUUUUGGCUAUCUUUACAAUCAUAUUUCUCUACCGUGAGAUCAAUGAGGCUUAUCACAAAGGAGUGCUCAAGUAUCUGCAGAGUCCUAUGGCCUGGCUGAACUUAAUUGAGAGGGUCACAUCAGUUGUUGUCAUCACUUUGUUUAUUCUUCAGUACAGCAUCAGGAAGUCUGAGGUCAUACAUGUCCAGAAUAUUUACUUCUUCAACAAAGACGCAGAAGUUUAUAUAAACUUCAACAAAGUUUCAACCAUCGCCUAUCAAAUCACUUUUUUCUGUGGUGUACUCAGUGUGACAAGUUAUUUAAAAAUUCUCUCUCAAGCUACCAACUUGCAGUCCCUGGCACAAUUCCUUGAGUUAGUCCCACCAACCUUAACCAUCGUGUUUGUCCCUAUGCUAGCUCUGCUCAGUACAGCCGUUUUAGGCAUGUUUUUGUUUAAAGAGUUUGAACAGUUCAACACACUGAUCAACUCGGUGGUUACCGUCACAGGGAUGCUGCUCAACCAAAACCUUAUGAAGCUGCUGGUGCAAUCCUACCCUGUAUCAGGCCCUCUCUACAUCACCAUUUUAUUCACGGUGUUAAACUUUAUAGUGGUCAAUUUUUUCAUCUCGCUACUCAGUGAAAAAUACUCCAGGAUCUGCACACUGCAGCGGCUUCAGAAAGGGAAUAAGGUUUCGGUUAUUGAAGAAAUAAACAAGUGGAUUCAUAGACCUACGAAGAAAAAGAAAACAAAAACGAAACAGUCCGUUGAGAAAUCUGAUGAAGAUUUUAUAGUUGAAGAGUUAGAUUAAAGAUGUUUUAUAUAGGUUAAAAAAUCUGAAAAAGAUUUUCAUUCAAGACUUAACUACAAAUAUAAUAUUUAUUGUGCUACAUAAACAAGCUGAUGCUUAUGUCCCAUCUUAGUAAAAUGACACCAGUGGGGAAGUAAUCCUUCUCCCAAUUUACUACACAUUUGACAAACCAGUGUCAGGAUUGGUAUUUGC